Medioppia subpectinata is the source of this 1818-nucleotide messenger RNA. NCBI's taxonomy places the organism in Eukaryota, Metazoa, Arthropoda, Arachnida, Sarcoptiformes, Oppiidae. The record is from the annotation of a GenBank genome assembly.
CCCGCCGUCAAGUCGCGCGUCGUCCACGUGCGCAACAUUCCGCUCGACACCUCCGAGCACGACCUGAUCCAGCUGUCCGCGCCGUUCGGCCGCGUCACCAACUGUCUCAUCCUCAGAGGCAAGUCGCAGGCGUUCGUGGAGUUCCUGGACUUCCAGUCGGCGCAACAAAUGGUCAACUUCUGGCUGUCGUCCACUUUGCAGGGAAUCCCGUCUCCGAUGCAGCCCAACAUCAGAGGGCGCCACGUGUUCUGCCAAUUGAGUAAUCACAAGGAGCUCAAGACCAACGGCUUCCACCAGAACGGCGGAAACGACCACCAGAUGGCGGCAGACGGCCAGUCGUCGCCGGGAGUGCAGAACGGCGUGUCGCGCGAGCCCAGCUGUGUGCUGCGCGUGAUCGUGGAGAACCUGAUGUACUCGGUGACGCUCGAAGUCCUGCAUUCCGUGUUCUCGCGCGCCGGCAAAGUGGCCAAGAUUGUGACCUUCACGAAGAACGGCUCCUUCCAGGCGCUCAUCCAGUUCAUGGACGGCCGGGACGCGGCGGCCGCGAAGCAACUGCUGGACGGCCAGAACCUCUUUCACCCGAACGCCAACACUCUGCGCAUCGAGUUCUCCAAACUGCAGGCAUUGAACGUCAAGUACAACAACGACAAGUCACGUGACUACACCAACCCCGCCCUCCCGCACACCAACGGCCCGCCGCAUGACGUCAUGCCCGACCAACUCAUGUCGUCACUCAUGACGUCACAGCAACAGCAGCAGCAGUCGCCGCAACAGCUGUUCCCCGCCUUCGCCGUCAACAAUCAGGCUCUGCGCGCACUCAACCCCAUCCACGCCCUCUCCGCGCUCCAGUCGCACCAAUCGCUCGGGCAGUUGGGCGCGCACCUGGGGCUGGGCGGGAUGGGCAACGGCAUGUCGGCCUCUAUCGCCUCCGCCGUUCUGCUGGUCUCUAACCUCAACGAAAGCACGACCACAACUGACGCUCUCUUCACUCUUUUCGGCGUGUACGGUGACGUCAUCCGCGUCAAGAUCCUCUUCAACAAGAAGGACAACGCGUUGAUCCAGAUGGCGGAGCCCGCGCAGGCGCAGCUCGCCCAAACCUACCUGGACAAGGUGAAGCUGUCGGGGCGCGUGAUCCGCGUCACCCCCUCCAAACACCAACUCGUGCAGAUGCCCAAAGAGGGACAACACGACGCGGGCCUCACGAAGGACUUCUCCUCCUCAGCGCUCCACCGCUUCAAGAAACCCGGCUCGAAGAACUUCGGCAACAUCUACCCGCCCUCCGCCACUCUCCAUCUCUCCAACAUCCCGCAGACCGUGCAGGAGGAGGACAUCCGCGGCGCCUUCACGCGCGAGACGGCCGCCCCUGUCGUCAACUUCAAGUUCUUCCCCAAAGACCGCAAGAUGGCGCUCAUCCAGUUGCAGAACGUCGACGACGCCAUUCACGCGCUCAUCAAAAUGCAUAACUAUCAACUCUCCGAAUCGUCUCAUUUAAGAGUUUCGUUCUCGAAAUCCUCGAUCUAAAGGACAACAAAUUCCACUUAAAAUCAUGUCUUUUUCUUUCAUUAAUUCGUGUCGUCUCUCGUGUCGUCUCUUGUCGUCUCUCUCGACGUCUCUGUCGUCACAACAAUAAUGUCGUGAAAAAUCCGUUUUCUAAUCGAACGCCAAUUCGUGCCUUUUAUGACAGUAUUUUUGCAUUUAUUAUCAAUUAUUUGUAUGAAAAAAGACACUAUUUUUUGGUCAUUUUUUUCUCUUAUUUUUUGUCAAUUAUUUUAUUUUUAAUUAUUUUUCAAUUAUUUCAUUAAAUUAUUUUUCAUAACA